Molecule: messenger RNA, 3669 nt
Organism: Cyclocybe aegerita
Lineage: Eukaryota; Fungi; Basidiomycota; Agaricomycetes; Agaricales; Hemipholiotaceae
Source: the annotation of a GenBank genome assembly
AUGUCUGGCAAUCUCAUAGCCGAGAUAGUGGAGGUGCCCAGAAGAGGCCCCAACGUGGAUAGUGAUGUUGCGACACUGGCUUCCGAGAUUCAACGUCCAACCUCAGUAGCCAAUUCGGCGACAUUUCUCAACAAUCACCACCCUCGCUAUCUUGAUCCAAGACUGGACCAAUCUCUAACCGACAAAUUCGAAGCUCAAACCCUCAACAAGGUCGAUCUCAUUGAUGACGACCUUGAUCCUUCUCCUUUUCCCUUCAAACCAAAUCAACUCGCAUCGCUGGUGGAGCUUAAGAGCCUUGACGGACUGAUGGCAUUAGGUGGUGCUUCUGGGGUCAUCGAGGGCCUUCAAACCAGCACCAAGGACGGUAUAGUGACCAAACUGACUCCAGUCGAAGAGAACGGCAGGCCUGUAAUCGAGUCGAGACUACGUGAGCGACAGCUGGAAGAGAAACACGAGAGCGAUGAAGAACUUCCGGCGAUUCGUCUGACAGCACCGACACCGACAGAAAGCCAAGCGGAUCACGAGGCGUCGUACGUGGUUAUCGAGGAACGGAGGAGGGUUUACGGAAGAAACGUUGUCCCGAUACGCAACAGUAAACCACUCCUGCUUCUCAUUUGGCUCGCUCUUCAAGAUAACGUUCUGAUCCUACUCUCCACUGCGGCUUUCGUCUCUGCUGUAAUAGGCGCAUUUCUCUCGCCAAAGGGCACAUACAACGCAUACUGGGUGGAAGGCCUGGCUGUUCUCGUGGGCAUCAUUAUCAUCGUAUUCGUUGGCGCCUUGAAUGACUGGAACAGAGAGCGACAACUUCAGUUCCUCCAUGAACGAAAGAACGAAAGAACGACCAAGGUCAUCCGCGAUGGUGUCGAACAAGUGAUUGACGUCAAGGACCUGGUCGUUGGCGACGUUGGCCUCCUUCAACCCGGUGAAAUUCUUCCUUGCGACGGAAUAUUUUUGUCCGGUCAUAACGUCAAGUGCGACGAAUCUUGGUUCUCUGGCGAAUCGGACGCGAUACGCAAACACCCAUUUACUAAAGUCGCCACCACUCCAACUUGCGAGAAGGAUGACGCCUCGGUCGAAGUCCCCCACAGUUACGGCGAUUGCUUCAUCCUUUCGGGCAGUAAGGUAUUAGAGGGUGCUGGAAAGUACAUUGUCGUCGCGGUCGGUCGAAGAUCUCUCAGCGGCCGCGUCCAAACGUCACUGGAAAGCAGUAGAACCGUAACACCAUUGCAAGAUAAAUUGAACGGAUUUGCGACAUUGGUUGCCAAGAUAGGCUCUUGCAUAGGUCUCGCGUUGUUUAUCGCCCUUCUCUUCCGUCUCCUCGUUCAAUUCGGCAAGGAUGCCCCACAACGGCAACCACUUGAGAAAGGUUUUGCUAUUGUUAGCAUUCUCAUUGUUGCGACUGUACUUGUUGUCGUCGCAGUUCCUCAAGGCCUUCCGCUGGCGGCUAUCCUUUCCAUUUCCUUUGCAGCGAAGCGAAUGUUUCGAGAAGGAAUUCUCGUCCGUACUGUGCAUGCCUCUGAAUUCCUGGGUGGCAUAUCAGUAAUCUGCUCCAACAAGGCCACCUUCGUGAAUGAGGAUCGCCUAACAGUCGUUUCCGGGACCAUUGGGAUACACGCUAAAUUUAGUCGUGAUUCUGGAGAAGGCCACACGAUUACAGCGGACCACACUCCUCAUUCUGGCACUCAACACGACCUCGGCCCCCACCAUCUCUUUCUCAAGCAGGACCAACUUUCCGGCUUUCUUCCCAAGGAACUCAAGAAGGCCUUCACGGAAUCGCUUGUCGUAAAUUCGACCGCUUUCGAAAAUACCACACAUAGUACCGACGGAGAAACAACCUUCGAGGGAAGCAAGACCGAGGUCGCACUGCUUAAAUUUGCCAGACAAUCCCUUGGGAUGGUCGCCUCCGAUGUCGUUAGGACUCGAGAUCGUGCCAAGGUCGUCCGAAUGUUCCCAUUCUCGAGCGAACGGAAGUGUAUGGCUGUCGUCGUGACCCUGUCGGAUGGCCAGUAUCGAGCAUAUUUUAAAGGCGCCAGCGAGAUCCUUGCGAAUGUUUCCACGAAACACGUCGUUGUUCGAGAAAACAUGCGCCCUACAAGCACCAUACGGACUAGCGUCCUCGAGGAUCUCGCCAGGGAAAAAAUCAUGCAAACAACAAUUGAUUAUGCCAAUGAAGGUCUACGCACUCUGGCGCUUUGUUAUCGGGACUUUUCGUCAUGGCCUCCUUUGGGACAAGAGCUGGACGACGAAGGAGAGGUACCCUUUGAUGGUCUCUUGCACAAUCUGACUCUUCUGAGCGUUAUAGGCCUCGAUGAGCCGCUCUACCCUGAUGCUGAAGAGGAUGUCAAGAAGUGCCACCGUGCUGGAAUAUCCAUUAAGCUGUGUACAGGGGACAACGUGCUGACUGCCCGUUCGUUCGCGACACGGUGUGGCAUUUUUACACCCAGUGGUAUCAUCAUGGAAGGACCCACGUUUCGCCAGCUAACAACAGCAGAGUUGGUUGAAAUUGUACCACGCCUUCAGGUGUUAGCGCGAUCUUCAGCGGAAGACAAGGAUCUCCUUAUCAGGGUCUUAAGGAUGCUCGACGAGAUCGUUUCUGUGACAGGGAAAAAUGCUAACGACAGCCCUGUCCUUAGGAUUGCCCACGUCGGGUUUUCAAUGGGUAUCUCUGGAACAGAAGUUGCAAAGGAGGCUUCCGACAUUGUUCUUAUGGACGACAAUUUCAGCGGCAUCAUACAAGCAGUUCUCUGGGGAAGGAACAUGCAUGACGCCAUCCGGAAGUUCCUACAGAUGAUGGUUACUGUCAAUGUCUCUGCUGGGUUGCUCAUUUUCAUGACGGCGAUAGCUUCUAGCACAGGUCGUUCAGUUCCCUCUCCCGUUCAGCUUCUAUGGGUCAACGUCAUCAUGGACACUUUCGCCUCUUUGGGACUCGUAACAGAUCCCAAAACAGAGAAACUGCUUGAUCGAAAACCAUCUACUGUUCAAAUACCUUUGUUUACGACGCCGAUGUUGAAGAUGAUUUUAGCUCAGGUCGUUUAUCAGGCCGUCAUACUCUUUCCAAUCCAUUUCUAUGGACGCAAAGUUCUCGAUCUUCCUCCCACGGAAGAGGGAACAAGGACAAUCAAUACACUUGUUUUCAACACCUUCGUUUUUUGUCAAAUAUUCAACACUUUUAAUUGUCGGAGUCUCGACAAGCGCCUUAACGUCUUCGAGGGCUUGGCACAAAACAUGUAUUUCAUGGCUAUAAUUUUCCUCGAGAUUACUAUGCAGACUUUUAUUGUCUCGUUUGGAGGUCGACAUUUAGGCAUCGUUCCCCUUAGAUGGAGGGAAUGGUGCAUUUCAAUCGGCCUGGCGUUCUUGGCUCUUCCACUCGGCGUCCUGACUCUCUAUCUCCCAAACAAACCAUUCCAUUCAUUUUUCCGAGUUGUGGGACUGAUUAAAGAUCUCAAUGUACUUCCUACCUCUCGACAUGAACCGGAUGACUGGAAUAGGGCUCUCUCUGACAUCAGAGCGGGCUUACGAACCUUCUCGACACUUCGCGGAGGUCGUCUAAGGGCCUCUGGACGUGUUGUUCCAGGGCCCGACUGGCAGUAUUCCGAAAUAAGCUUCCCACGCGCCGCUCGUCUGCACCAGCAGGAUGGUCACGAUCUUGUCCGCUCACCACCUCAUUGA